UAGUCGCAGCAGAAACGGGUGACGAGCAGCAACAAUCGUUUGGAGAGCGCGCCAGGGACUUCCGAUUCGACCCAAUACUACCGAUCCGACCCGAUUCGCCAGGGAAGAGAUCCAGCGUAAGAUCAAGAGAGACGCGCGCACGGAUCAGUGGGUGCGGAUUAAUCGAAUCGCGGGCCAUCAAUCGAUCUCACGGGAGGUCUGACUGCCAGAAAGGAAAAUUAAAUAAGCGCAACAGCAAACCCAUUCAAGUGCCAUAAAGAAUGUGUGUAGUUCCCGGUCUCCAAAAAGGUGUGAUAAGUGCGUGAUAAUUUUCGGGGCAACUAGCCGAGCGACCGUUUUGGCCCGAAAAUGUGCUAAUCAGAUCUCAGUUUUGGUUCACGGCAUCGCAGCCCCGUCAUAGUCCCGCACAACUGGCGCCAAUUUGUAUACAAAUUUCAUGCCUUAAUUGAAACUCACAUUAUAGCCAAGUGCGAAAAGUUAACGACUAAGCAAAGCCCCGAACCAUCCAGCAUCACUACCACCUCAUCAACGCGACCUGCAAAAACGUUAAGCCAUCCGGAGAAAGUUCCAAAGGAAAGCUAUACCAGAAAGCCAGCCGAGUUGUGACAAUUGCAAUUGUGGAGUUCUUUAAUCAACUGACAUCGGCCGAAAUGGACCCAGAGUCGCAGUGUCCGCAGUACGGCGAAGUGAAUCAGCUGGGCGGCGUCUUCGUCAACGGGAGACCGCUUCCAAAUGCGACCCGCAUGCGGAUCGUGGAGCUGGCACGCCUGGGCAUCCGUCCCUGUGACAUAUCCCGUCAGCUGAGGGUGAGCCACGGAUGUGUUUCGAAGAUACUGGCCAGAUACCACGAGACUGGCUCCAUUUUGCCGGGAGCGAUCGGAGGAUCCAAGCCGAGAGUAACCACGCCGAAAGUGGUCAACUACAUCCGAGAGUUGAAGCAGCGAGACCCGGGAAUCUUUGCCUGGGAAAUCCGCGACAGACUGCUCAGCGAGGGAAUUUGCGACAAAACGAAUGUGCCCAGUGUCAGUUCCAUUUCGCGCAUCCUGCGGAACAAGCUUGGCAGCUUGGGCCACCAACACACUCCCGGAUCCGUAAUGGGAAGCGGCAGCAGCGGAAGUGGCGGAGGCGGUGGUGGUGGUAGCAAUCCCACCGGCAAUGGUGUCCAAAGCAACGGUGCCAACAACGGCGUUAGCCUUGGCGGCCCAGGUGGCGGAGCGCACCACCCUCACCACCACCACCAUCACCAGACGGCCGCAGCAGCGGCGGCGAGUGCCCACCACGCCCACGCUCAUGCCCAUGCCCAUGCCCAUUUAUACAACUCCAUUUACCAGCCGUAUAGUGCGGCGGCGGCCUACAGCAUGAAAGCUGUGUCCUGUGGUAGCCCCUCUCCUCCACAGGCGACUGGCGCCCAGACCAGCGGACCGCAUCCCCAUCAACUGCGUAGUGUGGCUGCCGCUGCUGCCGCCGCUCACUGGCCAUCGUCGCACUCGGUGAGUGACAUCCUGGCCCACCAUCAGGCUGUAGCCCUUCGGGCCAGUUGCCAAGUCGGCGUAGGAGUUGGCGGAAUGGGCGGCAUGGGAAGCACGGUGUCUCCUCUGCCGAUGACCCCGUCGCCGGUAGCCGGAACGGCGGGCGGGCAACCUCUACUUGAUUGCGAGGGUGGUGCUGGACAGCAGUCGCCGUACAACUACUACAUGUACUUUCAGAAUGGAGGAAUGCACCACCACCAUGGCGGAAUGAUGGCCGCCGGUGCCACGGGAUUAUGAGGAUGGGAAGGCGAUGGAAUGGGAACCAUCAGUGGAUAGUCAUCGGGUUGGUUGUGGGUUAAGCUUCUACAGAUUUCUGGGUUGUUGAAUUUAGGUUAUACUUUAAUCAUAAUAAGUAAAAUAAAGAUGGUUUAUAUCAAAUGCACUGACCGAGUUUAUCACACAAAUUCCAAAGGUUUCCCGAGCUGAGCAAAUACUAUUUAUAAUCCCAUUUAAAAAUAUGCCCUUCAUCAAUUACUAAUUUGACUUUUUUACUCAGAAAGCUUUCAUUAUCCUCAUCCUAUUAAAUCAUCGAUCCCAUUAAAAAUAUUUUUUUUUUAAUUUAAAGAUUUUUCAAUUU
This is a messenger RNA of Drosophila bipectinata, 2106 nucleotides long. It is a transcript of the gene Poxm, whose product is annotated as Pox meso. NCBI's taxonomy places the organism in Eukaryota, Metazoa, Arthropoda, Insecta, Diptera, Drosophilidae. Gene Ontology annotation, molecular function: DNA-binding transcription factor activity, RNA polymerase II-specific; RNA polymerase II cis-regulatory region sequence-specific DNA binding. The record is from RefSeq and is a predicted model, not a curated record. Gene Ontology annotation, biological process: anatomical structure development; regulation of transcription by RNA polymerase II.